AUGCUCGCCCCGGCCGCCGCCCGUCGUGGGUCGGCCCACUGGCGAGCCCGCCUGGAGCUCGAAUCGUUGAAGGUCCGGAAUGCUGUGACGAAGCUGUCCACCUCUCCCUCCAAGCCCGACGAGGAGGUUUGGGAAAUAGCAGCCGAGUGGCUGGGGCGCGAAGAGGUGCCCUUUGUCGUGGACUACUUGAAAGGCUUCCAGAGUGCCGCAGCCAACGACGAAGCCUGGACCACCGACGAGUCCCGGCGCCUGCAGCUCAACUUCGAGCUCGCGGAGCACGUGGAGGAAGUGGGCCACACGUGGUAUCUCGUGCAGUGCAAGCUGCGACUGAACAACGGCUCCACCUUUACUUGGACAGCACCCCGGCGCCUGGCGCACCUUCGCGCGGGCAUGUACGAUCCCGUCAAGGAGCUGCUUGGUGAAGAGGAUUAUGCCUCGGCCUCAGAGCAGAAAUCUACAGAACACAGCCAUGUUUCAGGCCAUGAGCCCAUGAAGGCCUUGAAUCCUGGAUGCAUGUCACAGACGUUGGACGUGGCUCGCCGCAGCCGAUCGGGAAGCAAGAGCGGUAGCUGCUCGGAACUCGCCCUACUAGGCCCCUUCACGUUGGACGGAUGGACAGAGGAGGUGAUGCUGUUCAGCCUUGUGGAGAAGAAGACCUUUCUGGAAUACGUCCCCAGCAAGGCCGAGACGUUGACACGCUCCUCUAGCCUGCCAUUGUUGCCGAGCACAUGGUCGAGCACGAGCGAGCACCUUCAGGAAGAGCCAGAUGAGCUCACCAACAAAGUCCCGAAGCUUUUCCUGAUGUCUGUGCGUCAGCACAGCAUCGAGUGUACAGAAUCCGACUUGGCCUCUCCAGGCGCAGCAUCCAUGCGGGGGUCUUGUACAGCCUGGCAAUUGGCAUCCACGCGCGGCGGCAGUGACAGAAGCCUCCUGACAUCCUUCAUCGACUCCACCCACGGAGGAAGCUCAUGGAUGCUGGAGGAUGGUGCGCACGAUGUUGCCAAGUGGACGGGCCCAGUCCCGACCACACCUCAUUCACCACAGUCCGCCAUCAGUGGCUCAGGCUCAAGCACCACCACGGGAAGUGUCCAGCAACCUUCCGAGUCGGCCGGGUCCCAUCUGCACGAGGCGAAGCUUUGUCGACCUUGUGCUUGGUACUGGCGACCGGGCGGUUGCACCAGGGGUGCAGACUGCCUCCACUGUCAUCUCUGUGCAGAUGGAGAGCUGCAGAAGAGGAGGUUUGAGAAUCGCAAGCUGGCCAAGCUGCGCAAGAAGCAGAAGAAGGAGGCUCAUUAG
Molecule: messenger RNA, 1296 nt
Organism: Symbiodinium natans
Lineage: Eukaryota; Dinophyceae; Suessiales; Symbiodiniaceae
Source: the annotation of a GenBank genome assembly